This is a messenger RNA of Cherax quadricarinatus, 1677 nucleotides long. NCBI's taxonomy places the organism in Eukaryota, Metazoa, Arthropoda, Malacostraca, Decapoda, Parastacidae. The record is from RefSeq and is a predicted model, not a curated record.
GUGUCCCGGAGAUGGAGGAGGACAAGGCGUGGUUCUGGGGAGAUUACCGAUACUGUGGCUCUCCUCGCUGGAUGCUGGAAGACAUGCUCACCCAUAUCAAGCUCACCCACCCGGACAUAGACUACGUUAUGUGGACCGGGGACGUGGUCCCGCACAACGUCUGGUCCACCACCACAGAGACCAACUUACAGAUUGUAAGGGAGACCAACCAGAUGAUUCAAGAGUUCUUUCCAACAAUUCCUGUGUUCCCAGUAGUAGGCAACCACGAGAUGAGUCCACUUGACCAGUUUCCAGACCCUGACGAUGACGACACCCCUGAGGAGCUGAGUGCUGACUGGCUGUUCUCAGAGUUAUCAAAGCAGUGGUCACUGCUGGUGCCACACCUCGAUAACUCUACCGAGGAGGCCGCCUACUACUCUGUCUUGUUGAAGGAGGAUCUUAGGAUCAUUUCCUUUAACAGCAUGUAUGGUUACUCCUCCAAUCUAUGGUUGGUGGAAGAUUCUCAGGACCCCGCUGACGAGCUCACCUGGCUUGAAGAUCCGCACCAGGCGGAGGCUGCUGGAGAGAGAGUUCAUCUGCUGGGUCACAUUCCUCCUGGGAUAGUGGACUCUGAACGGGUCUGGUCGCGCGAGUUCAACCGCAUCGUUGUGAGGUACGAGAAUACAAUAAGAGGACAGUUUUAUGGGCACACACACUACGAUGAGUUUGAGGUUUUCCAUGAUGGUGAUCGUCCAGCUGGUGUGGCUUACAUAGCUCGCCAGACCCCCUGGUACGGCCUUAACCCUGCCUAUAGAAUCUACUAUGUUGAUGGUGAUCGCCAAAAUUCUACUAGAUUGGUCUUGGACCACGAGACCUACGUGAUGAACCUAACAGAGGCCCAGGAGACAGGUUCUGCACGAUUAUGGUUGUACAGCGCCAGGGAGGAGUAUGGUAUGACCAGCCUCACGCCAGCUGACUGGCAGGAUCUGGCCCAGAGGAUGGCGGAGGACCGUCACUUGUUUGAUAUCUAUUACAGGAACUACGUGAGCGGAGGUGACCCUCUCCUGGAGGUGGGGUGUGAUGACCUGUGCUACCAGCAGCGGCUAUGCGACGUCGUCACCUCCAGCAGAAAUGAUAUAGACAACUGCCUGGCCAUUCUGAGACGCUGGCGAGGGUUAUAAGCGCAUGUCCAGCGGUCACCACGUAAUUCAAUUUUCAUGCCCUUACACUGACAUACUUGCACACACUGUAAUACACCUACCACACUCAUGUUCUGUACUACACUUGCCGCGCACUAUAAUGCACUCACCAUUCUGUAACAAACACCACACACUAUAAUGCUCUCACAACACAUUGAUCCACUCGUCACAUAAAAUAAUACAUUCAACUGUAAAGGAGAAUUAAGAUUAUGCUCUCACUCCUCAAGAAGAGAUCACAGGGAUCCUCGCCCCCUCAAAGCAUUUCGAGUCACCUUGGGGAAUUUUUUUUUUUAAGUUCUGAGAAAUGAAAGCCGUGAUUAGGCUUAAUCCGGUGAAAGGCUAUAAUUACUUGCUGUGUAGGCUAUGUAUUGAGCUUUGGUUUAGCCAGUAAGAAUAGCCUGUCACAAAUAUCUUUCGGGAACUGUUGUAGGUAUUUCUUUAAAUAUUCCAUUUAUGACACAAGUUUGUAUAAACAAUAUAAAGGAAACAAAGUAACAAA